AGAAACUUUAAAGGAAAUUGAUGAUGUCUAUGAAAAAUAUAAGAAAGAAGACGAUUCAAACCAGAAAAAACGCCUACAGCAACAUCUGCAGAGAGCGUUAAUCAAUAGCCAAGAAUUGGGAGAUGAAAAAAUUCAGAUUGUCACGCAAAUGCUCGAAUUGGUGGAAAAUCGGGCAAGACAAAUGGAGCUUCACUCACAGUGUUUCCAAGAUCCUGCUGAAAGUGACCGAGCUGCAGACAAAGCAAAGAUGGAUUCUAGUCAACCGGAAAGAUCUAGAAGACCUCGAAGACAGCGCACCAGUGAGAGCCGUGACUUAUGUCACAUGACAAAUGGAAUUGAAGACUGUGAUGAUCAGCCACCAAAAGAAAAGAAAUCCAAAUCUGCUAAGAAAAAGAAACGCUCCAAGGCCAAGCAGGAAAGGGAAGCCUCACCUGUUGAGUUUGCAAUAGAUCCCAAUGAACCAACUUACUGUUUAUGUAACCAAGUGUCUUACGGGGAAAUGAUAGGCUGUGACAAUGAACAGUGUCCCAUUGAAUGGUUUCACUUUUCAUGUGUUUCACUCACCUACAAACCAAAGGGGAAGUGGUAUUGCCCAAAGUGCAGGGGAGACAAUGAGAAAACAAUGGACAAAAGUACUGAAAAGACAAAAAAGGAGAGAAGAUCGAGGUAGUGAAGGCCAUCUGUGUUUUAAAAGGGUUGUUUGUCUUUUAUAUAACUGGUUUACUUUCAGAAAAUGUUUUAGGGUAAAUGCAUAAGACUAUGCAAUAAUUUUUAAUCAUUAGUAUUAAUGGUGUAUUAAAAGUUCUUGUACUUUGUCUGUGACCUUAAUUUUCUGCACUGAAUUACCAAAUAUUUUAAGCCAGGUAGUCUUGAGGGCACCUGAGGAAAGGAGCAGGAAACAGGGAGAGAGUGGUAUGAACGAACUUCAAGCAGCUUCCCAAACCACGCCUAUUUCAUUUGCACCUCAAGCUCCCAUGUUGUUUUGUGGGGUAAACACAAAAGUUUUACUAACAUCUUAGUUCUGUGUGCUUAAAAUUUUUAUGUAUUGUUGGAGUUCUUUGUGUCAAAUUAUCUUGGUAAUUUCAAAUAUGAACACUAUCCUGUUUAGAGAUUCUUACUGGCCCCAUGUAUUUAUACACUUGUUAAAUCUCUAGUCUUCCAGAAAUUCUGGGAACUAGAGAGAAGAGUUACUUGUGAUUCCAUGUGGAAUAAUGCACUCUUACUGGAGUAUUUGCUGCUGUAUUUCCUUGGUAGCUUUUGACAACUGUCAAUUGUAGCAUCUGUAAAUGCCAUUGCUUUUUCAGAACAGAUGCACUUCAUCUAGUGCUGAUAAGAGACUUGCUUUGUUUUGAUUGGGACAGGUAAGGCUAGUUAGAAUACCAAAACACUGCCAUUGGCUGGCUCGCACUGGCAAGAUUUGGAGUAUUUAGCAUCAUGGUUCAGGUUGAACAAUUUAAAGAUGGUGUCUUGAUAUUUUCCUUGUGACCCACUGCUGGGACAUGUAGCCACAGACCUGUCAGUGGGAAAAGGGCAUAUAUGAGUCUUUAAACAUCGCCUUUUCUGUCAAACAGUUAUUUUAAAUAGUUUCCCUGGGGGCUAGAGUUUGUUUCUAUCCCAAUGAGUAAUUAUACAUUAUUUUAAAUAACUAUAUUUACCUUAACCUCUGGUAUUGGUGCUGUUUGGUGUUUUCAUGUCUAUUGAACUAAUUUCAUUCUAACAAUACAAUUGAUAAUGUAUUUGUAAAUUGAACCUUCUGGGAUUUUGACAUUUUAAGGGCAAGCAUUUUGAUGGAUAUAUGUCCUUGCAUUGGAGCAGUUUUUGAUUAUGGGGGGCAGCAGAUGGACCUGUUCUAUAAACUUAUGUGCAGCAUA
Molecule: messenger RNA, 1871 nt
Organism: Cricetulus griseus (Chinese hamster)
Lineage: Eukaryota; Metazoa; Chordata; Mammalia; Rodentia; Cricetidae
Source: RefSeq, a predicted model, not a curated record